Plasmodium adleri (nom. inval.) is the source of this 3891-nucleotide messenger RNA. Its product is annotated as conserved Plasmodium protein, unknown function. The coding region runs from base 1 to 3891 and encodes 1296 amino acids. The transcript has a single exon. The record is from RefSeq and is a predicted model, not a curated record. Lineage: Eukaryota; Apicomplexa; Aconoidasida; Haemosporida; Plasmodiidae.
AUGAGAGUUCGAAGGUUACAAUCUUAUUUAACAGAAAAUAAUUUGUUAAAGAAAAGUUCUCUUGAGAACAUAAAAAACUUAAGAUUAGGAAUAGAUGCAUUAUAUUUUUUAAGAAUAUGUAGUGAUUUAAAGGAUAUAUUAAGUGAUGUAUCUGGUUGUAUAUCUCCUUGUAUUUUUCAUAUGAUAGAUAAACAAUGUGAGUAUUUUAAAAAAUGGGAUAUAAAGGUUAUAUUCAUUUUUGACGGCAUAACACCUAAAGGACAUAAAUUAUUUUCAGCAUAUUAUCAUCAAUAUAUAGAUGAGGGAUGGAUAUAUUAUGUUAAUAAUGAAAAGAAGUUAUCACAUAAAUCAUUUAGUGAGGUGUCUAAUAUAUGUAGUACUGAUAUAUCCUUUUUGUUAUUUCAUUAUUUAAAAUAUAAAGGAUAUGAAUGUAUAUAUGCUCCAUAUUUAGCUAUAUCUCAACUAGCUUAUUUUCUUGAAAUUAAUUUAGUAGAUAUAGUUUUUGGUCCUCCAACAUUAGGAUUACAUAAUGCUACUAAAAUAAUAUUAAAUAUUGUAUGGAAAAAAAACUAUUUUGAAUGGAUAGACAUAUUAUAUUUAUUAAAAAUGUGGAAUAUAAAUAAAGAACAAUUUAUUGAUGCAUGUUUAUUAGCAGGUACAGAAUACUGUUUAACAUUUCCUUAUUUAAAUUUAUCUCAUUUUAAUAAUGGAUAUAAACAAUUUAAUUUUGGCACAUCUAUUGAAUUUAUUAAACAAUCCCCUUUAAUAUCUUACUUACAACAUUUUCCAAAUGAAGAAUUAAGAAAGAGUCAUAUGAAUGGUUACUGUUUGUGUAAAUCAAUGUUAAAGUAUCCUCUUGUUUUUUUAUGCACAGGUCAGGUCAAUUGUUUUUUUUUUCAUUCUAACAAAGAUCAAAAGGGUUUACCAAAAAAAUGUGAUACGAAUACUUUGAAGGUAAAUAUAGGAUCUAAUGAAGAUGGUGAUCAUAUGGAUAAUGCUUCUAUAAGAAAAAAAAAAAUAAUUAAUAAAAAGGAUAUCAUUUCAACAGUUGAUGAACAGAGUAAUAGCAGUGAUCGUAGUGUAUAUAAUAAUAAAAGUAGUUAUGAAAAAGAUGAGAGAGAUAAAAUUUUUAAUAACAAAUGUAAGGGUACCACAAAGAAUAUCAGUACAAAUGAUUGUAUUAAGUUAUCGAAUGAUACCUAUUUAAAAUGUGAUAAAAUGCUAGAUAAAAGGGAGGUAGACAAUGAAAAAAAUUAUCAUAAUUCAAAAUUUUCAUCUGAUUCUUAUUGUGAGGGAGAUAAAAAUGAGGACACAGCUCAACAUCAUGAGGUAGCAAAAGAAAAAUGUAAAUACAAAAAUUCCAAAUUAAUAUAUGAACAUAAUAGUGAUAAUUGUAAAGGCAGAAAUGAAACGAUUGAGGAGACUGUUAUGGAUGAUUCUACUAAACAUAUGAAGGAUAUAUAUUCAAAAGAGUAUUAUAAAGAAAAUGAUAUAUAUAAAAAAAAGAAUCAUAAUAAUGAGAAACAACAUAUAUCCAAAUUAGUACCUAAAGAUUAUAUAAAAGUAGUAGGAGCAAAAUUUCCUACAUGUGUUUAUUAUUUAAUGUCUAUAGGUUUAUUAAGUAAGAAGUUGUUAUGUGUACUAGCUAUGGGUGAAUGGAUUGACUAUAGUCAUCCUAUUAUAGAUUCCUUUGAAUAUAGGGAUACAUUAAUUGAUUUGAGAGAAUAUAGAUGUAGAAUAUUAGGACUAGUAUCCAUAAAAUUGAAUCCCUUCUUUUAUAAAAGGAAAAUAAAGUUUUAUGAUUAUGGUUAUUAUAUUAAUAAUAUAAUGGAUAAAGAUAACAAGGCGACAUAUUUCAAUAUUGUUUUUAAUGACAAUUUUUUAUGGAAAAUAAAUAAAGAUAAUGUUAAUGAAGAAAUGAAUAGACAAAAUGUUAAGAAUAUAGAUUUACAAUUUGUGUUAAGAUGGCAUUUAUAUAGUGAGAGUAAAUCUAUAUCUUUGAUAAGGAAAAGGUGUGAAGGAUAUGAUGAAGAUAUAACGGAAAGAAAAGCUAGUAAUAGUAAAGAAAAGGAUAUAUAUGAAAUGGAACGUGGUAAUAACAAGAGUGUUGAUAAUAAUAGAAGUGAUGACAAUAAUAGAAGUUAUGAUAAUGAUAAGUGUGAUGAUAAUGAUCACAGUGUUUAUAAUAAUAACAGUGAUGACAACAAUCGCUGUCAUGACAAUAAUCGAAGUGAUGACAAUAAUCGAAGUGAUGAUAAUAAUCACAGUGAUGACAAAAAAAAUGAGCCAUCUAAUAAUAGCGAUUAUUCUAGCAAUAAUGUUAACAAUUAUGAAGAUGACGAUUAUAAUAAUCAUAGUGAUAAUUUUAAAAAGUCUAAUGAACGUACUAAGAUAAAGGAAAAAUAUAUGCCUUAUAAUAAAGAAAUGAUAUAUAAAUAUAAUACUUAUUAUAAAAACAUUUUAACAAGAAAUAAUCAAAAUUUUCAUAGUUUUUUAUGUCUUGUAUAUUUUAUGUUUCUAGAAAAUUUAGAUAUAUUCACAAAAAAUUGUGGUGUUACAUUAUUUGGACUUUUAUUAUCAGAAGUAAAAAAUAAAAAUAUUGAUAGUAAUAUUCUAAUUAUAUUUGAAUUAUUUAAAUUUGGAUUUUUAACAACAGAAGCUUUAUUACCACCUGAUGGGAAAUCAUAUCCUGAAAAUGCUUAUGCUUCCAUUCAAAAUAAUAAAAAAUUAGAUGACCAAGAUAAAAAGAGUGUUCUUUUAUUAUCACGUAUUUAUUCUUUAUAUAAUUCAAAUAUAGAUCAUAGUAGAACAUAUGAAGGUUUAAUCGAUUUUGAUUUAUGUGCUUUUUUUGCAGUUGUAAAAAUUAUUAAAAAAACAUUAAGACAAUUACUUCAGGCAUGUGUAACUAAUGUGUUAUUAACUAAUAUGGAAUUAAUACAUAUAUUACCAGAAAAUUUAUAUAAUCCAUUUGAUAUACAUAUGUGUGGAUUUUUUGUAACAAAUAAUUUUAUGGGUGUUCUAACAAAAUAUUUUCUACUAUUUGACUUUGAUGAUAUACAAAUCGAAAAUACAUCCCUCAAACAUACAGCUGAUAAAAAAAUGGAAUCAAAUAAAAUAAAUAAUGAAAUUGAGACAAUAAAUGAUCAUAUUUUAAAAGAUAAAUUCGAAAGGAAAAAAGAAACUGAACAGUUAUCAAAAAAUAAUGAUUUCAAGGGUUAUGAUAUGUCAACAAAUAAUCAUAUAAACAAAGCACAACAAAAUAAAAAAAAUAAUGAUCAUAUAAAUAUAAAAGAAAUGAAUGAUAAAUUUUAUAAGAAGGAACAACCGGAAGAUAAAUAUAUGAAGGUGGAUAAAAAUCAGAAAUAUGGUAUUAAUAAAAAAGAGCACGAGGAAAAAAAGUCUUUAAUAGAACUAGAAAAUAAUGACAAGAAUAUAAUAUAUAAAGAAAAUUAUAAUGAAAGUGAUAAUAAUUCUUAUGUUUACAAUGAUGAAUAUAAUUUAUCUGAUAAUUCAAACACUAAUAAUUGUGAAGCUACUUAUAAAAAGCAUGAAAAUAAUUUAGAUCUUAAAAAAAAGGAAGAAUAUAAAACAUAUAAAGAAAAUUCUGAAACACACAUAAAUGAUAAUUCACAAAAUAACUUCCACGUAUUUGAAAAGGCUAUAAGGAAAGAAUUCCCAAGCUUUUUGAAUCCUAUUAAUGAUUUGUGUAAUGCAAUAAAUACAUGGAGAGAUCACUUAUGCUUAAUAACUCAACUAGAAAAACAUACAAAUGUAUAUGAUCUUGUUUCUGAUUUAAAAGCUGCAGAUAAUUUUUUAGAAGAAAAAAUACGCUAUAUAGGACUUGAUAAAUCACAAACAUAUAAUCGUAUAUGUUUAUCUAAUAAUAAAUAG